Messenger RNA from Limulus polyphemus (Atlantic horseshoe crab), 419 nucleotides. RefSeq lists its product as uncharacterized. The record is from RefSeq and is a predicted model, not a curated record. The transcript has 3 exons. The annotation marks the transcript as partial. Lineage: Eukaryota; Metazoa; Arthropoda; Merostomata; Xiphosura; Limulidae.
AAAACGAGCUAGCUUUGAAGCAGCUCGUCUCUAAGAGCCACUCCACUCCCCAUCUCUCAUCCGUUUCUAUGACAACAGACACUAAGCCGGAGGAGUUUGUGUUCAGGGACGAAUCGGAAGUUGUGAGAGCAAGUAAAACAGGCAAGAAUGGAACAAACAGAAAUACGAAGUACUACGAGCCACUUGCAGAAGUGCUGCCAUCCACAUUUUCCACCGCUGCAUCCGAAACACCUGGAGAGCUCAAGCCUGUCAUUGUAGAUGCAAUUAAUAACAGUGAUGGUCAGUACGAAGCGGUGGAUUCAAGCCUUGCCUAUUUGCUGAUGGACAGCACCUUGACAACGGAGGAAGGUUCACAUCUAGCCAAACACCUAGAGAAACUUCUCAAACUACCCAGAGGAACAUUUUCAAAUGUCAGGUAA